AAAGAAGAACUCUGUUAAGCUCGCCGAUUUUUUUUCCGCAAUCGCUGGGAGCCUGUUUGCCAUCUAUUACCAAAUGCCACUUUUAGCCCAGAGCUUUCCUUACUGGUGGAAAAUUUUAAAUUAAGUGACACUUGCCGCACCUACUUCCAUAAUUAUGCUGUCAAACACAGGAUGGUACUUGUAUAAUGGCUGGUAACUGAGAUUAGGUGAACCAGUCAGAAAACUAGAAAUCUGAGGCUUAGAAUUACAUACAUUUAUGUACAUGUAAAUAAUGGUACAGUUGUUGAACAAAAUUGGUAAUACACCAGGCUGACUUUUGGGAACAUACAUCUCUCUUUAAAUUUAGUUGUAAAUACCAAUUGUGAAUUAUUCUAUACAAUUGUAUUAUACCAACACAGCUUUCCUUUAAUAGCGGAAAAUUAUAAACUAAGCAACACUUGCCACACUUAUUUUCCACAUACGGUCAAACACAGGUAUAAUGACUGGCAAUCGAGACUAUUUGAGCCAAUCAGAAAGCUAGAAUUGCUUUAUCCGAGGCUUAGAAUUACUCAUGUUAGAAAUAAGCCCUUAUGUAGUGUAGUACAGUUGUAGAAUAAAAUAGGUAACACCUCUAGCUAACUGCUGAAAACAUACAUUGUGCAGUAAUUUACAAUUGUUAUUUACAAUGUAAUUGAAGAUGGCAAUUGUAAAUUUACUGUAUAAUUGUAUAAUGUUCAAGCCAUGGAGAUGGUGUUCAGUUGUGUUCUUGGACCAGACAGUUUACUCUCACAGUGCCUCUCUUCACUCAGGUGUAUAAAUGGGUUCUGCCCAAUUACUGUAAAUGCUGGGGGAUAAUCUUUCAAUGGACUAGCAUCCCAUCCAGGGGGGAAGUAGAAAUACCCCUAGUCACUUCAUGCUACUGAAAAAUCGACUUAAAUUUGUCACUUUGUUCAAGUACAUGUAACAUACACUGCAUUGCUUAGUUUUAUUUUGCAAUAAACGUGUCUGAUACCCAUAUCCAUUCGACAGGUGAAUUUUGACAAUGUCAAAGUACCCAUGGAAAAUAUACUUGGAAAUGUCGGCGAUGGUUUUAAGAUUGCCAUGCACAUUCUUAACAACGGAAGAUUUGGAAUGGCUGCUGCUCUGUCUGGGACCAUGAAGGGACUUAUCAUGAAGGCUGCUGACCAUGCUGCUAACAGAGUACAGUUUGGCAGUAAACUGGAGACGUUCGGAGUUAUUCAAGAAAAGUUGGCUCGGAUGGCAAUGUGCCAGUAUGUUACUGAGUCGAUGGCGUAUAUGCUUAGUGCCAACAUGGAUCAGGGAGCCACAGAUUUUCAGCUUGAAGCGGCCAUCAGUAAAAUUUAUGCAUCAGUAAGUUUAACUUGUACUCCAAAAGUACUGGUCAGUUGCUUACGAGUGUCAUGCGGUGACGGAAAAAUAUACAAUUAUACAGUAAAUUUACAAUUGCCAUUGUCAAUUGAUUUGAACAUGCAAUUGUAAAUUAUUGUAAAAUGUAUGUUUCCAGAAGU
Orbicella faveolata is the source of this 1508-nucleotide messenger RNA. Its product is annotated as very long-chain specific acyl-CoA dehydrogenase, mitochondrial-like. The record is from RefSeq and is a predicted model, not a curated record. NCBI's taxonomy places the organism in Eukaryota, Metazoa, Cnidaria, Anthozoa, Scleractinia, Merulinidae. Gene Ontology annotation, molecular function: fatty-acyl-CoA binding; flavin adenine dinucleotide binding; very-long-chain fatty acyl-CoA dehydrogenase activity.